Molecule: messenger RNA, 357 nt
Organism: Cariama cristata (Red-legged seriema)
Lineage: Eukaryota; Metazoa; Chordata; Aves; Cariamiformes; Cariamidae
Gene: KRTCAP3
Product: keratinocyte associated protein 3
Source: RefSeq, a predicted model, not a curated record
CAUUGGACCCUGCUGAGCGUGUCCCUGUUGAACUGCCUCCUGUCCACGGCGUGCAGCGUGGGCCUGGCGCUGGCCAUCGCCCUCACCAUCCACAGCCGGGGCAUGCACCUUGAUUCGCUGCCGGCUGACGCCCGUGCAGCCAUAGCGACCAAUGACUGUCCUUUCAACACCACCCGCAUCUACGACACAGCCCUGGCCCUCUGGUUCCCCUCCAUGGUGCUGGCGGCUGCAGAAGCGGUGCUGUCUGGCAGGUGCUGUUUGGUGGCCUUCAUCUUCCGGGGCAUUGGGCCCUGUGCACGCAGCUACACCAAAGCCCCCGCCCCAAUCCGGACGGGUGGUGCUGCAGGAGUGCUGUGA